Molecule: messenger RNA, 816 nt
Organism: Nakaseomyces glabratus
Lineage: Eukaryota; Fungi; Ascomycota; Saccharomycetes; Saccharomycetales; Saccharomycetaceae
Gene: VPS71
Product: Vps71p
Biological process (GO): chromatin remodeling
Cellular component (GO): Swr1 complex
Molecular function (GO): nucleosome binding
Source: RefSeq, a predicted model, not a curated record
AUGCCGAGACCGUUUAGUGUGCAGGAAAUUGAUCCACGAACCUACAAUCCGAACAUUUACUAUUCUGCUUUGGAUGCGGAACAGCAGAGACGAUCACAAAAUGCGAUGAAGAGGAAGAAGAAUAGUAAUAAAAUCACCUCUUCAAGAAAUGCGAAGCGUAUAAAUUACUCAUUGGCUGAUUUGGAAGCCCGGCUGUAUACUGCCCAAAAUAAGGAGAAUAGCAAUGAGGACAAAUCAUCUGCAGAAAAGACUAACAAGUUUAGCGAGACUGAACUUAUACAAUCGAAAAGAAGGUUUAUGGAGCUUGACACUGAAAAUAUAAAAGAUAUUGGCGAUGUACCUACGUUACUAAGUAGUGUUUCUGGAAUCCCAAGAGAUCGUAUUGAUUCCGUCACAACUGCAAUUACUAAUGCAGGUGACCAAACCAAUAAUAGUGUCUCAGCAGGGAGAGGCUCUUCAAACAAUCGUUUUGAGAUUAACAGCUCCGUAUUUAUGUCCUACAGAUCUACAAAGCCUCCAAAAUCAAAGGAUCAGGCAAAGAAAAAGAGUUCCACCAAUCGACAGUUGAUUCUAAGAAAGGUGCUGACUUCGAAGCGUAAACUUCAUACAUAUUUGGAUACACUGGAUCAUGUUAAUAGAAGCAUCAUUCUCCAUAAUGUUUACAAUAAGAAAUACUUUAAGGUAUUACCGCUGAUAACUAUAUGUUCUAUUUGUGGAGGGUACGAUAGUUUAUCAAAUUGUGUAGCAUGCGGUGACAAAAUUUGUUCAGUAAGUUGCUACAGAACACAUAAUGAAACACGUUGUACAGGUAGAUAG